This is a messenger RNA of Cuscuta campestris, 1050 nucleotides long. NCBI's taxonomy places the organism in Eukaryota, Viridiplantae, Streptophyta, Magnoliopsida, Solanales, Convolvulaceae. The record is from the annotation of a GenBank genome assembly.
AUCCUUUCACAAAAAUCCCUGAACUUACACAAUCCUUUCACUAAUGAGCCAUUAGCCCGUUUCUAGGUUAACUUCCGGUCAUUAGGGCCAAAUUCGAAUUUUAUAUAUUUUAAAAUUUUCAAUUUGACCCCAUUUCUUCUUUUCUUUUUCUUCCAGGCCCCGCCGCCGCCGCCCGCCGGUCAAAAUCGCCGGAAAAUGAACUGUUUCCGAUUCCGGCGGGACCAAUGUCAUUCUCUUCGUCUUGAGACGAGGAUCAAUAAUAUCCAAACCAUUUUGUCUAAUUUUGCCUGUAACUUCUCGAAUCUGAAUUUUUCUACUCGAAAAAACCCUAAAAUCGAAAUUGGGUCCAAAAUGGGGGGUUUUGCAAAUCGUCAUCAAAUCUUGCAAUUGAGGGGUCCUUGGAGGUCGCCCGGAUGCCACGACCACAUUGGAGUUGGUGCCCGCCGUCAAUUUCGCCGGAGUUGGCCGGAAAACGCUCCGACCCGCCGGCGGUUUCCAGCUAAAGUUCAGAAGCUACCCAUAUUUGCUUCAAUGAAUCAAUUUGGUUCUUGAAGAGUGAUUUUUAUAUUCUAGAGAUUUUAGGAGGGUAUUUAUCAAUUAUGAGUUUCUUUCUUUUGUUUAGGGCCUAUUUGAAUUAAAGAAAAUUUAUGCUCCCUAAUUAAUUUGCACAAAGGCUGUUUAGAUUUCUUCGAUUUAUCCCAGUUCACAUUCAUCCGCAGACCUCAGCUUCGUCCAAUGGGUGUUCUUCGGAUCUUAGAAUGAUAUCAAACGCUUUCAAUCUUCACGUUAGCACUGUUCACUCUACUCACUGCCUGGUUUGUGCCUCAAUAACUCUCUUCACACUCUUAUGCCUUUCAUCACAGACUUGACAUCCCACAACCAAGUCACUUUUUAAAUUAUCAAUUGUUCUUGUUUUUCUCAAUCUAUUUCCAUAGCCUUAAAUUCACUUAUAUUAUAGGUCAAUUGGUGUUUAAUUAACUGUGUAUUUCACUCCCUUAUAGACAAAUAUCCUUUUUAAUGCUACUACAAGAAUACAUUUACUAAGGUUUU